Molecule: messenger RNA, 3228 nt
Organism: Brachypodium distachyon (stiff brome)
Lineage: Eukaryota; Viridiplantae; Streptophyta; Magnoliopsida; Poales; Poaceae
Product: dynamin-2A
Exons: 22
Coding region: 234-2969 (911 amino acids)
Cellular component (GO): cytoplasm; membrane; microtubule
Molecular function (GO): microtubule binding; GTPase activity; GTP binding
Source: RefSeq, a predicted model, not a curated record
CGCACCACCUUCGCAGGCAAGCAAGCAAACGACUAGAACUCGCCCCGUUCCUCUCUCCCCCUUCUCUGAACCCAACCCACGUCUCGUCUCUCCCAUCUCCGUAGAUUUCAAAUCCGCGUCACGUCCAGGGCCAGGUCGCCGCCGCCGCCGCCGUUUCUCGAUCCACCGAGAUCCGCGGCCGUUUCCCACCCCGCCAGAUCCGCCGCCGCGAGAGGGGGCAGAAGCCGACCGCCAUGGAGGCCAUGGAGGAGCUGUCGCAGCUCUCCGAGUCCAUACGCCAGGCGGCCUCGCUCCUCGCUGACGACGACCCCUCCGACGACGCCGCGCCGCGCCGCCCCUCCACCUUCCUCAACGCCGUCGUCCUGGGCAACGUCGGUGCCGGCAAGUCGGCUGUGCUGAACAGCCUCAUCGGGCACGCCGUGCUGCCCACUGGGGAGAACGGGGCGACCAGGGCUCCGAUAGUGGUGGAACUGCAGCGGGAACCGGGGCUCAGCAGCAAGUCUAUCGUGCUGCAGAUUGACAACAAGUCGCAGCCGGUGUCCUCAAGUGCUCUGCGACAUUCUCUGCAGGAUAGGCUAAGCAAAGCUGCGUCCAGUGGAUCUGGGAGAGGACGCAUGGAGGAGAUACCUCUCAAGCUGCGAACGAGUACAGCCCCUCCACUAAAAUUGAUCGAUUUACCCGGGUUAGACCAGCGAGUUGUGGACGAUUCAAUGAUCAAUGAUUAUGCCGGGCACAAUGAUGCAAUACUCCUAGUUGUGAUACCUGCAGUACAAGCAGCUGAAGUUGCAUCAUCUCGAGCUCUUAGGCUGGCGAAGGAUAUUGAUUCAGAUGGGACCAGAACUAUAGGCGUGCUAAGCAAAAUUGAUCAAGCAACUGGAGAUGCGAAAACUAUAGCUUGUGUUCAAGCCCUUCUCUCAAACAAGGGCCCAAAAAACCUUCCUGACAUUGAGUGGGUCGCUUUGAUAGGACAAUCUGUUGCGAUCGCAUCAGCAGGUUCAGUUGGUUCUGAAAACUCCCUCGAAACAGCAUGGCAAGCUGAAGCCGAGACCCUCAAGUCCAUAUUAACUGGAGCUCCUUCUAGUAAGCUAGGUAGAGUUUCUUUGGUUGCCACCAUUGCUAAGCAGAUACGCAAACGGAUGAAAGUGCGUCUUCCUAACCUAUUGACUGGCCUUCAGGGUAAAUCCCAGAUUGUGCAAGAUGAACUGGCAAGGCUCGGAGAAUCUAUGGUACAAAGUGCUGAAGGAACCCGAGCAGUUGCUUUGGAGCUUUGCCGGGAAUUUGAAGAUAAAUUUCUUGCUCACAUUACAUCCGGUGAGGGGUCUGGUUGGAAAAUCGUUGCAAGUUUUGAAGGCAAGUUCCCAGACAGAAUCAAACAAUUACCAUUGGACAGGCAUUUUGAUCUCAGCAAUGUCAAAAGGAUUGUCCUGGAAGCUGACGGUUACCAGCCAUAUUUAAUAUCUCCGGAGAAAGGGUUGAGGUCACUAAUAAAAAUAGUGCUAGAAAUGGCGAAGGAGUCAUCACGACUAUGUGUUGAAGAGGUACAUCGUGUACUGUUGGACAUAGUCAAUGCUUCUGCCAAUGCCACACCAGGACUUGGAAGAUUUCCUCCAUUCAAGCGCGAGGUCAUUGCAAUAGCAUCAAGUGCAUUGGAUAGCUUCAAAAAUGAUGCCAAAAAGAUGGUUGUUGCUCUUGUUGAUAUGGAGCGUGUCUAUGUUCCUCCUCAACAUUUCAUCCGUCUAUUACAAAGGAGAAUGGAGAGGCAGCGUCGUGAGGAUGAGAUGAAAAACCGGCCUCCCAAGAAAGGACAAGAGGCUGAACAAUCCGUGACAAACAGGGCCUCCAGUCCCCAAACAAAAUCUGAGCAAGCUGGUGGCAGUGGCAGCUUAAAAUCAACAAAAGAAAAACCAAGUCAGCAAGACAAAGACACAAAAGAGGGACCAAAUUUGCAGGUGGCUGGUCCUACUGGUGAAAUUACUGCAGGUUACCUUUUGAAGAAAAGUGCAAAAACUAAUGGGUGGAGCAGAAGGUGGUUCGUCCUAAAUGAGAAGAGUGGAAAGCUUGGGUACACAAAGAAACAAGAAGAGAGACAUUUUCGUGGUGUGAUCACUCUCGAGGAAUGCAACCUUGAGGAAGUAGAGGAUGAAGAACCUUCUAAAAGCUUAAAGGAUUCGAAAAAGUCAAAUGGACCUGAAAAAGGCCCAAGUCUUGUGUUUAAGAUAACUAACAGGGUUGCCUACAAGACUGUUCUCAAAGCUCAUAGCGCUGUUGUAUUGAAAGCGGAGAGCAUUGCCGACAAGGUUGAGUGGGUAAAUAAGAUAAAAGCUGUAAUUCAAAGCAAAGGUGGUUCUUUCAAGGGUCCAAAUACUGAGGGUGUUUCCAUGAAGCAAAGCCAUUCAGAUGGCUCCCUGGAUGCAAUGGUGCGGAGGCCAGCUGAUCCUGAUGAAGAACUUAGAUGGAUGUCUCAAGAAGUUCGCGGUUACGUAGAGGCUGUUUUAAAUAGUCUAGCAGCAAAUGUCCCGAAGGCUAUUGUACUUUGUCAAGUGGAGAAAGCAAAGGAAGAUAUGCUGAACCAGCUAUACAGCUCAAUAAGUGGACAAAGCAAUGCAAAGAUUGAAGAACUUAUCCAAGAAGACCACAAUGCUAAACGCCGAAGGGAGAAGUACCAAAAACAGUCAUCUCUCUUGUCAAAGCUCACACGACAACUUAGUAUCCAUGACAAUCGAGCUGCUGCUUCCUCUUAUUCAAACGACAGUCCUGAAGCUGAGAGCCCUCGGACACCUGGCCGCCCUGGUGAGGACUGGAGAUCUGCUUUCGAUUCUGCAGCAAAUGGCCCUACCGCUGCUAGCUCAAGCAGCGAAAGGUCGAGAAGUGCCGAUGGUCGCAACCGGCGCUCUGAAAAUGGGGAUGUGAGCAACUCCGGCAGCCGACGCACCCCAAACCGGUUACCACCAGCGCCCCCCAGAUACUAAUCGUGCUGAUUAGUAUCCAUGAACAUCAUGUAUUCUUGCUAGGCACACGCCCUGUUUUGGUAUUGGUGAUAUUGGAAGAGUGGGUAUGGGAUUGGACAGUAGUGAGCGUCUUGGUGGAGAGACUGCAUGGAUUGUGUGUACGCCCAGGGGACCCUGAUUGUUUAUAGAAAUAUAUGUAUUAUGCCCAAUCUCUAUUGGUUUCAUGGCUCUUAGCAUAUAUGAUGUCUGAUAGUGAUGGUUUUCCUUACACUAGCUUAAA